This is a messenger RNA of Photinus pyralis (common eastern firefly), 1593 nucleotides long. RefSeq lists its product as uncharacterized. The record is from RefSeq and is a predicted model, not a curated record. The coding region runs from base 1121 to 1558 and encodes 145 amino acids. The transcript is spliced from 4 exons. Gene Ontology annotation, biological process: regulation of synaptic transmission, cholinergic; positive regulation of voltage-gated potassium channel activity; sleep. NCBI's taxonomy places the organism in Eukaryota, Metazoa, Arthropoda, Insecta, Coleoptera, Lampyridae.
UAUUAGUGCAUACAUUCUUCGACUGCGAAAGAAUUAAAAACAUUGAGCCGUCCGAAGGUAAACUUUUAGUUUUAUUUGUAAGUCACGUAUCCUAGGUAGGCUGUUUUCGAAAUGUUCUAAAAAAAAGAGGUAUUGAGAAAGCCGCAGUUAUCGACUCGAUUAAAAUAGUUCUUUUGCUUUCCUAAAGUUUGGAUACGUAUGAUGUUUAUAACUUUUUGGUCUCUUUAAGACAGCCCUUCUUGUUCUUGCUAUCAGGGGAUCGUGUAAAAGCUCUAGUCUCAGAAGUGCUUCUAUGGACAAAAUUGGCGUGCUUUUCAUGGCUCUUUUGGUCCCAGAUUUAGUACUUUCCCCCGAUUCUUGUUUUAGAUGAUACGAUCUAUACCUCCGAAUGAAAUUGCACUAGGUUAGAAAAACCUAAAACGUUCAAAAUUUAUGCUAAAAUACUCGAGGAGUAACUGCACGUUUCCUCUUAAAAUUUAUCCGCUAGAUGUAACGCAUCGAGCGACAGACAAGGGCUUUUGUCAAAAACUUAAUGGAAUUGGACAAUCAAAAACAGACGCUGGUGGUCGGUAGUUAUGGAGAAUUAUAACGUACUCCACCUUCAGCUGGAAAUAUAGAUCUUAGGUUAUAAGGACAAUCGGUCAUCAUGGAACUGGUAAAGGUCGCGGAUUAUCCACAAAGCUGUAGCUUAAGGGGCCGAGAGGAAGUUCUAGGUAAUACUAUAGUAAAUGGAGGUAUAAGGUUUGCGUGCUCCAUAAACGGAUGUAUUUGAUGAGAGUUUUGGUUCUGUAUGUGGACUCGUUUUAAAACUGAACUUUGGUAGCAACAAUUAUUAGAAAAACACUAAUCCCUCAAACGAAAGGAUAAGUCGGUAACAGCACAGAUUACCCAGUAUAGGUUAAUCUGUGGUAACAGAAAAGUUACUUUAACUGAUACCACGCGCCAUAUUUACAUAAACCUAGAUCUACAAAUCCUACCUCACGUCCUGUAUUUAGGUGUACUACACGUUUACGCGAACGGAACCGCAAAAAUAAUCGUAUAGCUGCUGCAGUUUAUAAUGUAAUUUAUUUUAAAAGCUUUUUACGACACCCAUAAGCUUUGAACAGGAUCAGAAAAUUUUAUGGUUCCCAGCUACGAUAUGCACAGUUCCGUUCUACUACCAAUAAUUGUAGUUGCCUUUUUUCGACACCUUCCUGGAACUGAUGGGAUAAAGUGUUUCCAAUGUAAUAGCACAGAAAACGAAGAGUGUUUGACCCUGUCAACAACAGACCUGGAUAGCCCUUUUUACCAGGAAUGCGAACCGACGAAUGAUGCAGUUAAACCGUUUUGUAAAAAAACCAAGUACUUUAUGAACUAUCCCUACUCCAUUUUCCGUAUAACGCGAGAAUGUGGACGCGUUUUUUUUAAAGAUGAUGAUGAAGGCUGCAAAUAUGCUGACGUACUAAAGGCCGAGAAGGUGUGCCAAUGUUUUUCUGAUGGGUGCAACACAUCGGCGAACACGACGGGAGAUCGUUACCGAGCGGUUCUUCUUGCUUCAUUUUUAUUUUUGCUUUUGUAACUAAUUUAAGUGACACAAACAGAUGCUUAUUUCGA